This is a messenger RNA of Carica papaya (papaya), 4958 nucleotides long. Its product is annotated as kinase superfamily with octicosapeptide/Phox/Bem1p domain-containing protein. Gene Ontology annotation, molecular function: ATP binding; protein binding; protein kinase activity. Gene Ontology annotation, biological process: protein phosphorylation; signal transduction. Gene Ontology annotation, cellular component: cytoplasm. Lineage: Eukaryota; Viridiplantae; Streptophyta; Magnoliopsida; Brassicales; Caricaceae. The record is from RefSeq and is a predicted model, not a curated record.
AUGCCUGAUAUCAUAAACACCUGCAGGCGCAAGCCACGCUUUCUCCUUUUCCUCCACUCUCUUUCUCUGCCUCCCUGCUCACCAUUUUCAAUUUUCCCCAUCACAAUCCAAAAUUCUCCUCUUCAUUAUUAUUAUUAUUUUUUAUUUCGUGUUACAGUUGAUUUAUUUAAUCACGUGUAACUACCAUCGGAUUCUUCUGUACACCCAUUGUUGAUGGCUCAUGAGCACAAAAACAGAGAAUUGCGAGACACGAAACGUGUAGGUUUUGUGCACAAAAUGUUGAUAGAAGAUCAUAUAUUUUUAGGUUGAUUUAUAUGCCUUUUCUUCUCGGAUCUGCCAUGUUAUGAUUGCUGGUAUGGUGAUGGAUGGAGGAGAGGCUCUGGUUUGUUUGUUUCUUUACGCUUCAUAAGGUCCGAGAGUUUUACGAACAGUAUAUAUAUUUGAUCAAAUCUGCUGAAAUAUAUCCGUUUUGUUGAUGAUUGAACCCGUUGAGCUCAAUAACUUGAUCACUGGGACUUGGGAAAAUCUAUAGUAGAAUUUAUGGGGACGGUGACUGCUACGAGAUCGCAUUGCAAAAGAACACCUCAAGGCGCUGAGCUCCAUUUGUUAAGCACCUAAACAAGGCCAAGAACUAGGGCUACAUCAUGGCUAGUGAGGCACCUGGCCUGUCUGGUCAGCACAUGCAACAAGACUCAACAUCUACUUAUUCAAAGACAGGAAGAAAUUCAAACAAUAAUGUUUCUGUGCAGACAGGUGAGGAAUUUUCCAUGGAAUUUCUUCAGGAUCGUGUUGCUGCCAGAGGAAUUCAUGUUGCCCCUGAGAGUUGCCAAAAUAGGCCUGCACAUAAUUAUAAUCAGAAUCACCACAUGGGGUAUGAGGAUCUUGCUCGAAUUCUUGGGUUGAAGAGGAUGAAUUCUGAUUGUCCAUCUGACAUUUCUGACUUUGCUUCUGCAAAAGGGUCUAUCAAAGAGAACGAAAUGGGGGCUUAUGCUAGUAAACUAAAUGCAUACCACAAUGAAGACGGUGAUGCUGGACUUGUGUCAAGGAAAGCUUUUGGCGAAUUGAAUUGUGAUCGAGGGGCUGGUUGGGAACCAGCAUCCCCCCUCAUUUCUGCCUCAGAGUAUGCUCAUCCCAACCACUGUAAUGAAAUUGGAGUUCUAGAUGGACUUCAAUGUGCAAAGAUGAAAUUUCUCUGCAGCUUUGGUGGAAAGAUAUUGCCCAGGCCUGGUGAUGGUAAACUCAGAUAUGUAGCGGGGGAAACACGCAUCAUUUCAAUCAGAAAGAAUAUUUCCUGGGAAGAACUUGUGAAAAAAACUUCUGGUAUUUGCAAGCAACCUCACUCAAUCAAGUACCAGCUUCCAGGAGAGGAGCUUGAUGCUCUUAUAUCUGUCUCUUCUGAUGAGGAUCUCCAGAAUAUGAUAGAGGAAUACCAUGGACUUGAGAAUGUCGGGGGUUCUCAAAGAUUGCGUUUAUUUUUGGUUCCUUCUAGUGACUCUGAAAAUAUUUCUUCCUUUGAGGCAAUCACUAUGCAGCAGACUAAUCCUGAUUACCAAUAUGUUGUUGCCGUGAAUGGCAUAGUAGAUUCUAGUCCUAGGGAAAAUUCUGGGUUUCUGCACUUGGCAAGUGAAGCAAGUCAGCUGUUGACUAAUUUUGAUUGUAAUCCAAGUCCACAUAAAAGCUCUCCAACUCAUGCGGUCCCUCUGGAGACUAAGGUGGGUUUCAAUGCCCAUCCUACUCAAUUCAAUGGAUUCCAGCACAUGACCAGUUCUAGUACUCAAUCACCACCUGUUUCGCCAAUUACCUGUCAGCACAGAGAUUCCACAGGUCUUCAUAAACAGGUGCAUGGCAAUAACUCCAGUGCUGAGAGCAGCAGGUCCUUCACUACUGCUCAAUUACCAUCUGGCAACUGCAGUAUUGACACCACUGGUUACAAACAACUCCCACAAGGGAUUAUAACCUUGAUGAAUAAUGAGCAUCUUAACAAAAAAGUUGAGCCCAGUGAACAAGGCCAAGCUCAUGGUUCAGGAUUUUUCGAUUAUGAUUUUGGUAACGCAUUUAGGACAACUUCAACAGUUGAUCAUAGUCAUAACAGCUUUGAUGGGUUCUCCUGCAAAAGGCUUAUGCAUAAUGAUGGGGCACUCCAAUCUGGAAAACCUUUCUCAUGCCCAGAAGACCCAAUGGAUCUGUUAUCUGGAUCUACCAAUUUAAUCGAUUGUCAUCAUGGGAUACCAUAUUCAUAUUCUGAUUCUAAGCUGGAGCAGCAAGGAAGGCAGUCUGCUUACUGUUCACAAGGAGCAAGUCCAUCUUCACCUUCUAACCUUGUGAAGACGCAGGUACAUCCAUUGAUUGUCUCGAGUGCAUUGCAAGGAAAGCCAAUUCAUCUCCAUGAUAAUAUUAAUCUUGUCAACCCUGGAUGUCAAAAGAAUAUGCAGGAUAUUGAGUCUACUACAUCAGAAAGAAGACAACCUAGCUUAUAUGACUCUCAAUAUUCAGGAUUAUCGUGCAAGAAUGAGCCCUUCCAUAAGGAUACACAUGACAUCAACAAUGGAUAUCAAGGAGCUCAAAAUCAUGUAAGCAAAUCUAAUUUGGUGAUACCAAACCAUUGUGAUAAAAAUGCUCUGGAAUUGGACACAAGGAAUAAUGGUGAUGAAAUCAAUUUGCACCAAGGCGGAAAUGUUUCUGGGAGAUCACCAGAUACCAAUGUGGAAUACAAGAAUGAGAUGUCUGCUGUAAGCAACCAGGCAUCAACUCCCAGUGUUGAUACCUUGAGACAAAAUAUUCAUGUCUUGGGGGAUAAGGUGCCUGUUUCAUUGUUAACCGAUUUCAAACCUUUUGGUAAUGUACUGGAAAACUUCCCAAAAUUUGAAGCAGCGAAAACUGCAACUAAACUGCCUUGCUCUUUGAGUAGGGCACAAGGAAGUGAUCCUUCAUUGACCUGGAAUUUUGAAGUUGGAGGUUUAUUAUCAAGUACCAAAAAAGGCUCCUAUGAGAAAAAUCCUCUGGUUGAUUUUAUGGAUGGGUCACCAAGUAGCCAAGUUUCUCAAGGAUUUGAAAAACCUAUUGCUAGUCAAAACGAUAUGGAUCUUGAAAGACCUGCACCAAUGAGGUCCACCGAUUCAUCUCUUCCUGCCGUUCAAAAUUAUGGUUGUCCCAGCUCAGACCCACAGAAGAGAAUCUUUCUUCUUGAAAUGCAGAAUCCAUCCAAAGAAUCUUCAAUCAUUGACAAUGACCUUAUACAUAAUCCUGUUCAAAUGGUCGAGGCUUUGGGCUUUGCAGGACCUGCUGAUUAUAAGAAGUCGGAUGCUGGAGAUGCUAUGUUAGGUGCAGAAAAGACCCUACACAUGCAUGCAAAUAAAAUCCUUCUGGAGUCAGUAGCUAGUGCUGAAAAUCUAAAUAGCUUUGUUUCUGAGAUUGAAUCUUCAUCAGCAGUUGUUCCACGUGUGGAUAUGACCAGCAGUGAUGUUAAUUCUCAAUCUCCAGUUGCUCGCCUUGUGGAUACGAGCAGCACUGAUUUCAUGUUCCCUGUUGCACCAGAGUCAGGGAAUAUGGUUCCAGAAUCUGAGUCUGAGGAUGACAACACUGAUGAUCGAAAUAAGGAGGCCCCUUUUAGUGAUGCGAUGAUUGCUGAGAUGGAGGCCAGCAUUUAUGGCUUGCAGAUCAUAAAGAAUGCCGAUCUUGAGGAACUACAAGAGUUAGGAUCUGGUACAUAUGGUACUGUUUAUCAUGGAAAAUGGCGGGGAACAGAUGUUGCUAUAAAGAGACUUAAAAAAAGCUGCUUUGCUGGUAGAUCAUCAGAGCAAGACCGCUUGACAAAAGACUUUUGGAGAGAGGCGCAGAUCCUUUCAAAUCUUCAUCAUCCAAAUGUGGUUGCAUUCUAUGGGGUAGUUCCAGAUGGAGCUGGGGGAACAUUGGCAACUGUUACUGAAUACAUGGUGAACGGUUCACUUAGGCAUGUCCUAGUUAAGGACAGAUCACUUGAUUAUCGCAAAAAGCUUAUAAUUGCCAUGGAUGCAGCUUUCGGGAUGGAAUACUUGCACUCAAAAAACAUUGUCCAUUUUGAUUUAAAAUGCGACAAUUUGCUUGUUAAUCUUAGGGAUCCACAGCGACCAAUAUGCAAGGUUGGAGAUUUUGGAUUAUCAAGAAUCAAACGCAAUACUUUGGUUUCUGGUGGAGUGCGAGGAACCCUACCUUGGAUGGCACCAGAACUGUUGAAUGGUAGCAGUAGCCGGGUUUCCGAGAAGGUUGAUGUUUUCUCCUUUGGAAUUUCGCUGUGGGAAAUCUUGACUGGAGAGGAACCUUAUGAAGAUAUGCAUUGUGGUGCAAUAAUUGGGGGGAUUGUGAAAAACACACUUCGACCUCCUAUUCCAGAACGCUGUGAUCCUGAGUGGAGAAAGCUGAUGGAGCAGUGCUGGUCACCUGAUCCCGAGUGUAGACCCUCAUUUACAGAGAUAACAAACCGACUGCGAUCCAUGUCUAUGGCAGUUCAGGCAAGAGGGCACACAAUUAUCAGGCAAAACAGUUGAAGCCUAAUAUUUCCCCAUGAAGUUACAUCUCAUGGAUGUGACUUUCUUAUUCUUCAAGUACCGGAAUUUUGUCCAGAAGCCAGAAGGUUCAACUGGAAGCUGCCCUUGAGCCAUAAGAGCAGAGCUUCAAGGGUAGGCUAACAGAGUUUGAUGGUAAUAGCUUUUCUUGUCUCUUCUCACUAUUGUUGAUAACCGUAUAUCUUCAUACUUUUUUUGUAAACGUAAUAUAUGGCAGAGUAUAGGUGUAGGGGGUUGGGACUUGGCAAGCUGUAUAUCUCCCAUUUGUUCAUUCUUUUGUAAGAAAAACGCCUCCGGUGAUAUUAAGCCAUGAAGAGAGAUAUACAGUUGUCUCGGUUGUGAAAACACAUUUACUUGUAAAUACUCCAGGAGACAAAAUAUAUGUAGUGUGUGUAAUUUGAUUGAUCAAUUUGCCUA